Messenger RNA from Plasmodium gonderi, 2706 nucleotides. RefSeq lists its product as hypothetical. Bases 1 to 2706 code for a protein of 901 amino acids. Lineage: Eukaryota; Apicomplexa; Aconoidasida; Haemosporida; Plasmodiidae. The record is from RefSeq and is a predicted model, not a curated record. The transcript is spliced from 10 exons.
AUGGAAAGACUAAACAUACCCAUCCUUGUCUUUUUUUUUUUUUUUCUGCACCUGGGAAUUUAUCGAGCUACUAACAAUUCCAAGUCAAAUGGCAGAGAUAAUACUUACUCUUUAUAUUUUAAAAAUAAACAAAGAUAUGUAAUUCGAAGGGAUGAUGAAUCAGCAUAUAAAAGUUUCUUUUUAUACGUUGAAGAGAUUUACAAAACCACUGUCAUUUAUCCCAUAAAAUAUGUUUACGAAACCCCCUUGAAAUAUUUUGAGAAAAUUAUAUCAUAUAAGAAAAAGGAAAUAAAAAAUGAAAAUUUAAACGAAUUCUGUUUAAAAAAAAAAAAACUCUAUGAACAUGAGGAAAGUCAACAGAUUUGUUUCUGUUGCUAUUGUAGCCCCCACCAUGUCUUUCCAUUAUAUUCGCACUUGAAGUACAAAAUGGAAAAGAUUCUUUGUCGUAAGAGGACUACAGACGGAGAAGAGAGAAUUCUUCUCACUCUGACUUGCUUAAGAAAAAAAAAAAAAAAAUACCACGGAUUUUUCGUACAACAUAAUUCCAACUUCUUCAUGUUAAAUGUCACUUUUCAACAAUUCGACCUGAAUGAUGAAUUUUUCAUAAAGAGAAACGAUAAGUCAGCACUGGAGCGAAAAACUUAUCUCCUGGAUCCCUCGAAGAGCCAAGUGGAUGAUGAAAUAUUUAACGUGCAUUUGAAAUUUCACGCGGAGAGGACUCUUAGAGGAGAUUCCAUUGAAGGCAACUAUCUUUUUCUUGAUUCUGAUGUUUUCAAAAGAAAAGUGCUGCUGGAGGAUUCAUUCAUAGACGAUGGAAUACUGGAAAAUGCUGUUAUCGUGAAACCGGAUGACGUAGACGAAAAAGGAAAAAAAUGUAACAAGAUAACUGGAUAUCCUUUGAUAUGGGAAAUGAAAAGGGUGUUCUGUCAAUAUGGAAAAAACCAUUGCUUAAAUAAACAACUUUCUCACUUUGUGAACUUGGAGAGACACUUAGAGAGGGAGAAGCUGCUACUUCACAACUAUUUUUUUUUCAUGGUUAAGAGGUCUUAUUUAAUGGAUCCAAGAGGCCAAUCCAAGCAAAAGGACUCAAACGAUGCACAACAUGCUAUCGCACACAGUGGACUACACAAUGAAGUAGCAGCUGAGGCAACUGUGGAAAAGUUGGAAGGGGAGUACUACAUGGGUCUAGAAAAGCGAACGCACAAUUUUGUAGUAAUAAGAUCACACAAUGGUGAAGGCUUAAAAAUAACACAAGCAGGAGAAGCAGGUGAAGCAGGAGAAGUAGAAGGAGAAUCUGUAUCGUUUAUUCACAUGCUGAGAAAUUGCUACGACUUUAAAAAUGAGUUAGACCCCUAUUGCACUGUGUAUAUAAGUAUAUGGAAUGCAGAAGAUGUUAAUAAAAAGGUAACCGUUUCGAUUAAUUGUGAAAAGAAGAUUGUUAAAGAUGCAUCAAGGGUAAAAAAAUCUUUUUUAUUACACGCCAAGGAAGAAAAGACAGCUCUGAUAAAGUUUAAACCUGUUGUAGAUCUUCUUGUGACCCCAUGUAGAGUUGUCGUGAGUCGUGACAGAGAACUCUUAGAAUCAGAACAAAGUGAUGAGGUGCGACAAAACCAGAAUGCAAACAUCCGGAGGGAAAUUUCAUCGGAUCUCUCAGGACAGAGAAAAGAAAAAGAACAAUAUUUUCAAUUCUUAAUACAAAAUAAUGAUAAAGUGGAGGGUAAAAGUCAUGGGAAAAUAAUUUUUGAUGCACCUCUCUCGUUUGAUGAUGUCCCAAAGAGAAUUUUCCAAGAACAUAUGAAGCGACUUGAACUUCUCCAACAUUUUGAACUCUCCAAAAAUGUUGAACAUUUUGAAGGAGAGGGGUGGGGAUACCGGGGGUGCAUGCAUAAUCCAAAGCUCUUGAAUUAUCUAGAGAAUUCAAAAAUGACCGUAAAUUUUAUUUUCCUCUUACUUUUCCUUAUCCUUUGUAUCAUUUUUGUAAUUCCAAGUAUGCAUAUGUUUAAUGGAUUCAUAAUUAAAAGACAGUGGUUCCACAAACUGAGAACAAUAAGGAUGUUAAUCAUCUGGAAAAUUCAGGACGCUGGUCGAUUUUUCAAACAAAUGACAAAACGAAUGAUUAAAAUGUGUGUAUAUGUUUGUCGAAAGAUUUACAGAAUUUUUCGCAAAAUAAAGGCGAUUUUUCUCAAGGAUCAUCAGUUAAUUGAUCAGCUGUACAUUGAAAAAAAGAAAAAAAAGAGAAAAAAUCAAAAGAACAAAAAAAUUAGAAAAGCAAAACGGGACAUGCUUCACAGGCAGAAGGAAGAGCUUCGACGCAGGAGGUACAAGAAGUUGAUACGCCACCAGAAAAAGUAUGAGAGGGAGAUGGAGAGGAAGGAAAAGACACACGAUAAGGAAAUUCAGCAUGAAAGAAACCAUAAACUCGAGGGGUGCAUAAACCAUAAAAAAAAGAGAGAUAUCCACAUUGGACGAGGUAAACCAACCGAUGCAAGUAGAAGCAGAAAGGAGGGCCCACGGAAGGUGGAGCGUCGCCCAAGGGACGAAGAAAAGGAAGAAGCAGAUUCAGAUGCAGAAGCGGAAGAGGCAGAUGCAGAAGUGGAAGAAUCAGAAGCAGAAGGGGAAAUUUCAGCUUCUACCUGUUCCUCCUCCGCAUCUGCACCAUCCAGCAGUGAAAGGAGCUAUCAAAAUAGACCCCACAACACCCACUAA